Molecule: messenger RNA, 2015 nt
Organism: Cadophora gregata
Lineage: Eukaryota; Fungi; Ascomycota; Leotiomycetes; Helotiales; Ploettnerulaceae
Exons: 1
Coding region: 347-1765 (472 amino acids)
Molecular function (GO): O-methyltransferase activity
Source: RefSeq, a predicted model, not a curated record
CACACAUCACGCCAUCAACAGACCGGUAUUUUCAGCAUCUAACCAUUGUCAAAAGCAGUCCCAGUUCCCAAGAAAGAUGAUCCAGCCCUCUUUGGUUAUAUGCCGCAGGUGAUAGCAUCCACGCCACCGCUUCAGAUCAAGGUCAGCCGCGGGGAACGGGACUUGGUAUUUCUUGGGGAGGAUUGCACGCAUCUCGAUCCUGUUUCGUUGUUCUUUCCUAAGCUCAAGACCGGCGCGUAUAUUCAUCAAGAUAAGACUCGUGAAUAUUAUUGGAUCAGCUGCGACAGUGCCGGGUAUUACGUGAAGUCCUCACAAACGUCUGUCGGAUCGAGGCAGAAGGGAUCGUAUGAACUUUACAGCUGAUGUUUUGUCCAUUUGUCUUGAGCAAGUGGUUCGAUUCUACCUCUCCUCUAUUCUCACACUUCUCCAAAGCAGAAUUAUCGUCCUCGUCAUGGACUUAGUUGAGGGUGUCAGUCUGAGAAGCCUUGCUAGCUCUAUUCAAGAGUCGGCAAACACUCUCCAAGCGCUGCUUGAUCAACACAACUUACCGCAACCAACAUUCUCUCCUGGUGGCCGAAGUGACUGGGUAGAUUCCCAAUGUCAACCAUCUAUCCUGGCAGCUCGAUCAAAACUUAUCGACACAUCGCAAACUCUUCUCAAUUUCGUACUGGGGCCAUCUGAUAUUCUGGCAGCAUAUGCCGGACCCCGUGUGACAGAGAUCGAAGUACUGCGUACCAUGGAUACCCUGAACGUUGCUGCCGUAGUGCCUCUGGAUACGGGAAGCUCGGUUUGCGAGGUAGCUCGGAAGGUUGGCGUGAAGAACAUGCCCGCUUUCGAGAAACAACUCCGGUUUGCGUACCUGAUGGGUCUCUUCAGACAAGGUGACGGCGGAAUGAUAUACCAUACUGCACUCAGUGCCGAGUUGCCGAACUCAAGAGCAUGGGUUGGACUGAGAUUGAGCAAACUGUUCAAUCAGGGCUGCUAUGAUAUUGCAACUGCGCUAUGUACCGAAGUAUUGAAUGGAACGCCAGUGAUGCCAUGUGCUUUAGCGGAUCCGAAAAGAAAGGGUAGAAGCUGCUACGAGCAACUCGAAGACGACGUAGAGGGGAAAGGGAUGGAAGUGUUCAGUCAAGGAAUGGUCGAUCUGUUUUCUUUACAUUCCGGUGGUUCAAGCUUACCCUUUCUCCGUGGGUUUGAUUGGGAGUCCUUGAGCGAGGGCGCCGUGGUCGUGGAUAUUGGUGGUGGCAACGGUCACAUUGAAGCUGAAAUUGCGCCAUUCUUACCUAAAGUAUUAUUUGAGAUCCAGGAUCAGCCAUCAAACCAGGAGGCUGCCCAACGACUGACAUUGGCUCAUGGACUGGACGAGCGGGUGCACUUCCAGGCUCAUGAUUUCUUUUCAUUACAGCCUGAGCGACCUAAAUACGGACAGCCUGCCGUAUAUCUCUUGAUUCGAGUGUUGCAAGAUUGGCGUGACGCUGAUUGUGUGAGUAUCUUGAGACCUCUAAUUCCAGCCAUGGAAAAGUUUGGAACCAAGCUUUGGAUUAUGAAUCGAGUGUUACCGGAUGAUGUGGAUACGAUGCCAAUUCACAAAGAGAAAAUGCUGCGUAGUUUGGACCUUCUUGUUUUCACACUUUCGGGGGGUGGGGAACGAAGCGUUCUUGAAUUUGAGAGACUUUUUGCUUUGGUGGAUUCGAGGUUGAAGAUUCAAAAAUCCGUGAGACCUCUUAACUCACUCUUCUCUUUCAUCGAGGCUGUACUGGUAUGAUCAGCUCGGCUUCCGAGAAAUUCGCUGUCAUAACUAUUAUCUUAUUGGAAAUCAAUAUUCUUAGCCUUUCCCAUGAAGAAGUCUUGCGAGAAUAUUACAAUAAUAUUUAGAUAAGUUCAAAUUUUUAAAAAGGAAAAAAUGCCCUGAACGCAUAGACUUCUGCCCCCUAAUUUGUUACCACGGCUCACCUCUUGCUCAUUCAGCCUAGCUCACGCAGCGAUGGCUCAGGUCCAAAGACGGAAAUAGAAGU